AUGACAAACCUUCCACCAGACAUUAUCCAAGUUAAGCGCAAACGUGGCAAGGAUGACGACCCCGUCGACUUCCUUCGACUCGAGGAAAGCAAACGAUCCCGCUCGGGUGAUGGCGGUUGGGUCUACCAGCGCAGGUCGGCAAAUUAUGUGCGUGCUAGCGACGCAGUUUCAGAACCCCCCAAUUCGAAGAUCCCAGUGAUCAAGCCAACCCGGGAAGGCGAUGGGGAGCGACUGGUCAGGCAACCGCGCACACGAACCAGGACUCCUGCCAGGAACGAUGCGGCCACUCCAGAAGCUACCCCAGGCACCUCCAGCGCGGCGGAGAAGCCAGCGCCAACCAAGUUGGGCCAUUCAAGUCGUCCGAGCACCGACCGCAUACGUCGGUUCCACAUGGCGAGAUCUAACUCGCCCCAGCCGGCCGCUGGCGUGUCAAAGAGGCGCUCCGUACCUGCCGUGUUCGUCGAACGGGGCGCAAAGAAACAACGGGAGACAUUGAAGGCAAGGAUCCAGGAACACAAUGUAACCCCAGCAGAGUCGCCCAGGCACUCGCCGCCCUUGGGACCCUCUCCCCCCCGAGACGAGAAGCGAUCGCUCAGCCCAGUCAAGUAUAAACGACCGGGCAACAAGGCUCGCACGCCUGCCCCCGAUGAUAAACCCAGGCUUCCCCCAUCCAUGCGUGAGCGCGAGAAGUCCGACGUAAACGAGCUUGCUCGCGUUAUGGACAGCUGGACACUGGAUGAGAUUACGAAGAACAUCAACAAGAUGGAAGAACAGAGCACCAGAUCCAAAUCUAGCCCGGUAAAGUCGCGAUUCAAGCCCAAGCCCCCCAAGCAGCGCUACUUUGAACGCCACCCCGAAUCUGUAGUCCCAAAGCAACAUCAGCCGCCGGCCAGCGCGACACCCAUGGACGUGGACAUCAGAGUAGCGGGAGACUCAACCGACGAGGAAGACUACGUAUUGGAAACCUACGAGCGCGUUCCCGCGCAACGGCUACAGGAACGGGCAGUGCCGCCACAUCUCGUCGGCGUCUUGAUGUUUGAUACUGAGCCCGAUAUGGUCAACUUCUUUUACGGCGACGAGGGCGACAGCGAGGACGAUUUCCCAGAAGAUGAAGAUGACGAGAAUGCGGAAAACUAUUACGCGGCAGACUAUCCCGAAGAAGACCUCGACUGGGACGACGAGUUCAACCGGAACCCAUAUUCCUACACGAAUUUGAACGACUCGGACAAGGAGGAAUUCGACGAGUUGGAUUACGAGGACGACAGUUUCGAGAAUAAUGACAAGGUUGGCGUUCCGCAGGUGCAGGCCCAAAAAUGGCCCAUCUGA
Chaetomium globosum CBS 148.51 is the source of this 1326-nucleotide messenger RNA. RefSeq lists its product as uncharacterized. Gene Ontology annotation, biological process: protein import into nucleus. Gene Ontology annotation, cellular component: cytoplasm. Bases 1 to 1326 code for a protein of 441 amino acids. The record is from RefSeq and is a predicted model, not a curated record. NCBI's taxonomy places the organism in Eukaryota, Fungi, Ascomycota, Sordariomycetes, Sordariales, Chaetomiaceae. The transcript has 2 exons.